AUGCCUGUUUUGGGAAUUGACCUGGGUACGCUUACCAGUACCGUUGCUACUAUUCAAAAGGGUGCUAUUCAAAUCGUGCUCAAUGAUAUAUCCGCUAGGCAGACGCCGACAAUUGUAUCAUUUACUAAGCGUAACAGGUUAACUGGAGAUCGUUCAUUAGCUGAGCUAAAAACAAAUUUCUCUAAUACUUGCCGUGGAUUGAAAAAUCUCCUGGGUUUACUAAAUAGAAGUGAUAGCAAGAUAGAUUUGUACGAGUCUUACUGCGAUUUUGAUUUAAAUAAAGAUGGACGGGGGGCAUACAGAGUCCAUUAUUGCGGUGAAAAACGUUCCUUUACAGUCACGCAAGUUGUUGCAAUCUACUUACGUGCAUUGGCUGAUAUGGCAAAUAAAUACCUAAACUGUGUCAAUAGGGAGAUUGUAAUCUCAUACCCUCCUUGGUUUUCAGAUUCGCAGAAGGAAUCUUUACUAGCUGCAAGUAGAAUUGCUGGACUUGAUUGCUUAAGAGUUAUGAACGAAGAUACCGCACUUGCACUCGAUUAUGGAAUGCAUAGGUUGAAAGAAUUCAAUAGUGAUACUCCAGUUGUUGUGGUAUUUGUGAUGAUUGGGCAUGCCAAUUCAUCAAUAACAAUUGUAGACUUUUAUAAAGAGAAGUUGGAGAUCCAAUCGGAAGUUUUUAGGAAAGAUUUGGGCGGCCGUAACAUCGAUCAUUUGUUGGCACAGUACUUUGCCGACUCAUUUAAGAAGAAGUACAAUCUUGAUCCAAUGGCCGGAACUAAAACCCGAAUUAAACUGGAGGAGAUGGCCAAUAAAACCAAAAAAAUCCUAUCUGCAAAUUCCGAUGCAUACUACAAUAUUGAGUGUCUCGUGGAUGAUCAUGAUCUGACUGGGAGUAUUUCUAGGAGUGAUUUUGAAGAUAUUUUGAACCAAUCAUUUAUACCAACGUUAGUUGGUAUGUUAGAUGAUGCUAUGAAAAUUUUCGGGCAACCGAUUGACAAGAUUCACAAUAUUGAAGUUGUUGGCGGAUGCCCAAGAAUACCUUGUGUACAACGCGCUAUUUCAAAUUUUUUCAAUAAACCGCUCAGUAAAACGCUCAACGCAGAUGAAUGUGUUGCCAGAGGUUGUGCUUUACAGGCCGCUAUGUCAUCUUUGCAUUAUCGCGUUCGUGAUUACUAUUGUUACGAGAGAGUGUGGAGGCCAGUUAACGCCAUUUGCAGGCAAUUGCCGUAUGAUCAAACACAACUUACAAGUGGUGAAGUUGUUGAGAUAAUUCAAUUUGGAUCACCUCUAAAUUAUAUCGCUGAGAUCAAACUUCCGCUGGGGGCUAUGGGUUACGAAAUAUCUGCAUCCUAUGGCGAUCCUCACGUUGUAAAUUCUGAUUUUCUUGGCACAUGUUCGGUUCAUUUAUCGAACCAAAAUCUUGAGGAUGCAUCUCAUGUUAUCGUACGUGCGGGAUUCUCUCCUCAUGGGAUCUUUACCUUCAUAGAUUCAUAUAUAGUCAAUAUUAGUCAGGCUGCUGAAAAUGAUAUGGAUACUGAAAGGAGCGAAUCAAAUAAGAGGAUGUUGGAAGUACAAAUUAGACCAUUCUACGGAAAAUGUGAUAUGGAUGAGUUGGAUGGUUUUUGCAAGGAUGAAGAUAAAAUGCAGAAAGUUGAUGCAGCAGAGCAGGAUAGAUUAAUGAAGUUGAACGAUCUAGAAACGUGUAUUUAUGAUUUCCGAGACAAGAUCAAUGGGUCACAUAAGCAGUUUAUAUCAUCAAAUGAUGCUACCAAGCUAUGCAAAUUGAUUGGAGAAGUGGAAGAAUGGUUAUAUGAAAAUAACGAAGCGGCAAUAAGCGAAUUUGAUUCAAGGAUCUGUACUAUUAAUACGCACUGGGAGCCGGUACAAUACAGAUUUAAGGUGUAUAAUGAGAAGAAACAGAACCUACCCAGGGUUUUUGAGACACUGAGGCAAGUUGAAACUUUUUGUGCCGAUACCGAGAACCCAAAAUAUGCAUCAAUUACAUUGGAACAGCGUAGUGAAUUGGCAAGUGACUGUGAGGCUUUGAGAAAUUUUUUGGAUAGAUCUCAAAAGGAAGAGGCAAGUAAACCAUUGGAUAGCGACCCAUGUUUCACUAUGGAAACUGUAAAUGACAGAUUAAAAUCACUUACGGUCAGAGCACAGGCCCUGAUGGACACAGCUAAGAAAGCCAAAAAAGAAGAGGAAACUAAUAAAAGCACCAACGAUGAUCCUAAUCAUAAUAAUGGUAAUAAUAGUAGCGAAACUAACUGUGGAGAUGGAACCAGUGGAAAUAGUGUUGAAGAUAAGAUAGAGUAG
This is a messenger RNA of Babesia microti strain RI, 2313 nucleotides long. RefSeq names its product Heat shock protein homolog pss1. Gene Ontology annotation, molecular function: ATP-dependent protein folding chaperone; ATP binding. Gene Ontology annotation, biological process: protein folding. The record is from RefSeq and is a predicted model, not a curated record. Bases 1 to 2313 code for a protein of 770 amino acids. The transcript has 7 exons. NCBI's taxonomy places the organism in Eukaryota, Apicomplexa, Aconoidasida, Piroplasmida, Babesiidae. Gene Ontology annotation, cellular component: cytosol; nucleus.